Lytechinus variegatus (green sea urchin) is the source of this 2076-nucleotide messenger RNA. Its product is annotated as bindin-like. Gene Ontology annotation, biological process: fusion of sperm to egg plasma membrane involved in single fertilization. The transcript has 5 exons. NCBI's taxonomy places the organism in Eukaryota, Metazoa, Echinodermata, Echinoidea, Temnopleuroida, Toxopneustidae. The record is from RefSeq and is a predicted model, not a curated record. The coding region runs from base 1 to 1392 and encodes 463 amino acids.
AUGGCUCGUCAAUUAUCAGUCAUUCUGGUUGCUUUGACCUUGACCACUGCCCUAGCGGAAAACUUCCCAACUCGCACAUCGGCGCCAUCUGACUGCCCCCAAGCGGAUCAGGGGUGCUGGUGCCAUAAAAACUUUGCACAAUGUUGGAGAACGUAUGACGAUUCCAGAUUAACGGAAGAAAUUGGGAGCAGGAUUACUCGAUUAGAGUUGUUGUACCAGCCAAACGAAGAAGUUGUGACCUACAUAAGACGUAUGAGCGCUUUGAGGGAAAUUAGAAUUUCAGAAGACGGAAUGAGCUUAGACUGUUCUUGUGACCUUGUAGACGCCAUGGAUGAUAAAGGGAUAACACUCGUCAACCAGGAUGAGCUCGAGAUCCGUAACUGCCGCCAGCAGGGUUGGUCACGUGAUACAAUGACUGCCCGCCCUUUCCUUAUCGAUUGCCGCCGUUUUCGCAUCCAAGACGACGACAGACGUAAGAGGAGAGAAGCUGAACAAGACAGUGACGAUGUCACUAAAAGGGCAAGUCCUCGGAAAGGCGACAAACCAGCUGGACACAAGCUCAAAGAUCUUGCACCUAAAGACACGCAUCACCUUGUCAGCAUCGAUGAUGUCGAAAAACACCCCGCUACCGAUUUCUUCAACUUCAUCUCUGGACAUCGUCGGACUCGACGUUCAACAGGUACCAACGAGGAAGUCUCGGACGAUUCUGGACGAAGCGCUCGUAAAAAGCGUUACGGCAACAUGAACUACCCACAACCGAUGAAUCAACCAAUGGGCGGUGGUAACUACCCUGGACAACCACCGCAACAAAAUUAUGCUCCGCAAGGAAUGGGUGGACCAGUAGGUGGAGUUGGCAUGGGUGGAGCAGUGGGUGCAGGAGCCAUGGGUGGUCCAGUGGGAGGAGGAGGAGGAGGAGGCAUGGGCGGACCCGUGGGAGGAGCUAAUGGUAUUGGUGAAUCAGUUGAAGAUGAAAUGUCAGUUGAUUCUGAUUACAGUAGCUUAGGAGGUGAAACAACAAUCAGUGCAAAAGUUAUGCAGGACAUUAAGGCGGUGCUCGGUGCCACGAAGAUUGACCUACCAGUUGACAUCAACGACCCGUACGAUCUUGGACUUUUGCUACGCCAUCUCAGGCAUCAUUCGAACCUUUUAGCGAAUAUCGGUGACCCUGAGGUCAGGGAACAGGUCCUCAGUGCGAUGCAGGAGGAAGAAGAGGAAGAGGAAAAUGAUGCCGCCAAUGGUGUCAGGGAGAAUGUCUUGAACAACCUGAAUGCACCAGGCCAAGGAGGCUAUGGUGGUACUCAGGGAGGGAUGCGUGGCGGGGCAGGUGGGGGCAUGAUGGGCAAUCAAGGAAUGGGUGGACAAGGUUACAACCAGGGUUACAUGCAAGGGUAAACCUUAGGUCACAUACCGGGAAUGCAGAUCAGUCUCAAGACGUUUGCAAGAUGAAGAGGCUGCCGUCCUUUAAAAUGAAAAUCAUUAUAUGAAUUGGCUUCCCACUUUCUAUUUAGUGGAGGAAAAGAAUCAACGUUUUUCACGAAAACUUCUUGGAGAAGCAUAAGUUUUGCUUUGUCUCCAAAGUCAACCCUGAAUUAGAACGACAUUAACCAACUGGCUAUUGGAACCGAGUGGCCCCAGUAAAAAUCUUUGGUCAAUUAUAUAAUUCGGUAGUCAAAAGGUUAACAGAAGUGGGAUGACGGAGAUGUGAUACUUAAGAACAAAUAUAUUGUUACAGCAGUAAGACGGGGAUACUGGGUAUAAAAUACUGAAGGGAGCACUGAUUAUUACAAGAUAUUUAUGAGAGAGUUCAUCACAUUUGAAAAGAAAGGACGGAUAAUGGUGGGUGCGGGAUAUAAAAGCAACACAUCUACAACACAGAUAAUCUUUUGGAAAUGCCCAUGAAAUCAAAUUAACAGCUGAGAGGUAUUAGUCGAAAAUUGCCGAGCCGGGACAGCUGAUCAUCUUAUGAUUAUCUGAGCUCAACCAAAAAUUACAAAUAUCUUGAUUGAAUAUGAAUUUAAUACCAAAUAUCCGCAUACAUUCGUAAUUCCGAAGCUUCGUUAUUCCGAAGGUUCGGAU